AUGCGUGGCCUCCAGUCCCAGUCACGGCCAGCGAGCGACGGCCCAGGGAGAGGCAAGAACAUAGAAACCUGUUCCACCCCUUGCACGUCCCGCCACCGAGGCCUGAAUGCGGGUGCCUCCUUCACGCUGCCACGGCAGAUGGACGCGAGGCUGCAAAACGUCGCGUCAAAUCAAGCAACGCCGCACACGCCGCCACACGCCUGCACACGACGCACACAAGGCACGAGUCGCGCCGGGCCAGACGGGGUCGGCCACGUUGUCGCCUCCCCCCUCCUUGUCGGUACCUCCCUCCUACGGGUCUAUACGAGUCAACGUCUGCCACCACUCCUGAUAGUCCGGCAGAGAGCGACCAGCCUUCACCUGAAGAAGACCUUGAGGUUGUACGUGUUACACGGCUGCCUCUUCGGGGCUGGUUUCUGCGAGGGUUACUCUGCGCGUCAAGACAACAUGGUGAGGAAUGAUGGAAUUCUGCCGUCUCCUCUUCGGUCUCGUCACCACUUGUUCCACCUACAUUCGCCUGAUGAGGAUUGUCUUGGCCAACCUCCCAAAUGUGACUUUCUACUUGGACAAUGUCUUCAUCUACUCUAAAGAUUGGGCUCUAGAACUACAUGCUUGCGCGCGCACACCCGCACCCGCACCCGCACCCGCGCGCGCACACACACACACACACACACACACACACACACACACACACACACACAC
Messenger RNA from Portunus trituberculatus (swimming crab), 702 nucleotides. RefSeq lists its product as uncharacterized. The coding region runs from base 1 to 588 and encodes 195 amino acids. The transcript has 5 exons. The record is from RefSeq and is a predicted model, not a curated record. Lineage: Eukaryota; Metazoa; Arthropoda; Malacostraca; Decapoda; Portunidae.